AUGGACAGCACAUCACGCAGCGCACCCUCGCACUCGCACUCGCACUCGUUGAUAGAGCUGCUUCGGAAAAACAUUAUCGGAGCCAUCAGUUCGACCGUGAAGGGAAACAGAUGGCGGGUCGUUGUGGUCGACCGGCCCUCGCUCAAGAUCGUCUCCAUGGCACUGGAGAUGCAGUCGAUCCUCGAGCAGAAUGUGAUAGCUGUCCAGUUGAUCACCAGAAACAGGCAGGCUAUCCGAAAUGACGCAAUCUACAUCCUGGUGCCCUGCGCCGAUUCUGUUAUGCGCAUGAUCGACGACUUUAAACCGGACCCUGGCCAUCCAGAAAAUCCCCAGACAAAGUAUGCGCGCGCACACUUGUUUUUUACCGGAAAGCUGCCGGAGCUGCUCUUCUCGCAGCUGGCAUCGUCGACAGCUGCACCAUACAUCAAAGGAGUUACCGAGUUGUUUGUCGAAUACAACCCAUUUGAAUCUCGCGUAUUUCUCACUACGCCGUCGGAGCAGCCGUUCUACUCGCUGUACUCGCCCCACGCAGCCGACAAAAUGGAACGAGACCUGGACGCCGCCUCCGAUCGGCUUUUGAGCGUCAUUGCCGCGCUUGAAAUUCACCCAUUUGUCAGAUUCUACCGCCCUGCCAAUCCGACCAGCAGCAACAGCAGCAACGACAGUGGAAAUGAUAGCAGCCAAGAUAGUGCAUGCCCACGCAUCGCCGAGGCCAUGGCCCGGCGAUUCCAACUCAAACUCAACGAGCACUAUGCCCACGAAUACAGCGACACCGAUAACAAGGAUCCGCGCCAGCAGCAAAGCUCGGACUCUGUGGUCAUUGUGCUUGACAGGUCAAUUGAUAUAUUCGCGCCACUGGUUCACGAGCUUACAUAUCAGGCCAUGGUUCACGAUAUAAUCGACCUAGGGGAUGGUGCCAAGUACAUUCACGAGAAGAAGACUGCAAAUGGCCAGGUUGAACGGGUUGAGGCCGAGCUAAGCGAAAAGACAGACUGGUUGUGGGAAAAGCUCCGUCAUGAGCAUAUUGGAUCGGUAGCUCAGAAAUUGUCAGACAGAAUCGAGCGGCUGAUGAGUGAAAACACCGGGAUUAAGGCAGCUCAGUCAGAUGGGAAAAAGCUGACGAUCACUGAGAUGAAGGCUGCACUGGCAGAGCUUCCAGAAUUCAAGCGUCUUCAGUCAUUGUACUCGCUUCACAGCGACCUAGCAACACAGUGUCUCGAAAUAUCCAGCAAACGCAACUUGCCGGCGCUGGUUAAUUUUGAACAGGAGAUCGUGACACAGACUUCGGCAGAUGGCAAACACGUUGGACAAAUGUCGCUGGAGACACGUCUCAUUGCCCUCCUGGACGAUAAAGGACUAGACAAAUCCGAUCGCAUUCGGCUGCUGUUCUUAUAUCUUGUGUACGCUAAUGGCGGCAGCGCUGAGGACCGCCGUCGCCUCGAGGAAGUUCCCCAAUGUCUGACGAUUAACGACAAGCACGCGGCUAUAAACCUGCGCCAGCUAGGAAUUCCUACAAACAAGAAGCAGAGCGAGCUUAACAAGCCAAGCGCUAAAAAAACGUAUUCGUGGGAUACAUUUGCACAUGCCGAUCCAGACAAGCAUGAGCCCUGGUUUGUUCCAGCCGUCAAAAGAAUUAUAUUUGAGCAAUUAAACGGAGACCUCGAUGACACCUUGUUUCCAUGGACUCGAGAGACGUUGCCAGAGAACAUUCCCAAACAUAUCCUUAAUGUCACCGCAACUUCGCUGAGGAGGAACAAGGGCACAUGGGAGCGCAAGCAGCAGCAUUCGAAGUCGGAAGACAGCGGGAAGGGGACUGUGAUUAUUUACAUUGCCGGCGGAAUGACAUUUUCUGAGAUGCGCACAGUCUACGAGAUGUCCCGCAAAUACAAGCGCCAAAUUUUCAUAGGUUCAACGCACAUAAUCACGCCGCGCGGGUUCUUGGAGGAUAUGAAGAGCCUACACCUCGAGAUGCUCAUGUGA
Messenger RNA from Kickxella alabastrina, 1980 nucleotides. Its product is annotated as Sec1-like protein. The coding region runs from base 1 to 1980 and encodes 659 amino acids. Gene Ontology annotation, biological process: vesicle-mediated transport; intracellular protein transport. Gene Ontology annotation, cellular component: plasma membrane; secretory granule. Gene Ontology annotation, molecular function: syntaxin binding. The transcript has 12 exons. The record is from RefSeq and is a predicted model, not a curated record. NCBI's taxonomy places the organism in Eukaryota, Fungi, Kickxellomycota, Kickxellomycetes, Kickxellales, Kickxellaceae.